AUGAUGGAGAACGAUAUUGAACAGCUGGUUACAGCACUUACAUGCUCAUCACCCUCCACUGAGACACUACAUAGCAUCGCACGUCUUCUCGAAAAACAAACUUCAGAUUCGUUAUCGUCAUUUGUCUUAGAAUCAUUGCCGCAUUUACUCGUCAUUGAACAUUGGGCAUGGAAAGAGCUCAGCAACGAUUGUCGCCAUUGGGGUGAUAACCAUUACUAUGUAGACUUUCUCCACACAUUGGCAUCAUUUAAUAGAAAACUACUUCGAAGUGUGAAUGUCAAAGCUAGCACAAAAGCAUAUCUUCUCAUUCCUGAUACUGUCGAUUGGAUUGACGCAGUAUUCGAUCGAAUCGAGACCACUGCCAUUGAAGAUCAUCCGCUAUGGACGAUCGCCAGUCGAUGGUUUGAUGCCCUUUCACAUUUAAUAUAUGAUCAUGUUCAAUUCGUGGAAUUGCCUGCCAUCAUUCAAGUCAAUAAGCGCAUUGAAUGCAACUUUAUUAUGACAGAUCAGUUUAGAUUAUAUUUGACUCAACUUCAUCAACCGAAUGUAUCUCAAACUAUCUUUAGCCCAAAGCAGUUAUUCUAUCUGAAAACAUGUUCACUAUCAAUAAAAAUAUACGUGUAUUCUAAUGUUCAAUAUUUUCCAUACACUGGUGGACAAAUCCUUGCACAUCUCUCCGAUGAUUAUUUUCGAUUAAUGGUUGUUCAAAGUCACACUGUCAGUUCGUGGAGUGCUGAACUCCUCGCAUGUAUUGCUCAUUUGAGUAGCUUAGUUGCUUCGUGCUGUUGGUGGGAUACUAAUAUGACGUCACAUAUUAAAAUACUUCUUCCUUUUGAGCAAAAAGCGUACGAAUUUGUUCAAGCACUUAUUCGUAAUAUCGAUCACACACCAUUUAAUGAACGUAUUACAGUUGAAUGGAGCAAUGAAGACACAAUGCUUCUUGACUCUAAUUUAUUAUUAUUAUUAACCUCGUUGGAUAUAGAAAAUUCAAGCUGUUUCAUCCGCUCGAAUACAUCAUUGUUCGAUACACUGAUUUCGGUGGCUGAAACAUCACCUUUUGAUCGAAUUUGUCUAUGUGCCUAUGGCAUACUUUCACGAAUUCUAUCUGAUGAAGACUUGAAAGAAAUGAAAGUUGCCAAUAAUAUGUGCCAGUUCUUUAUGAAUAUCCUUGAACAAGCAUGGAAUGAUCCAUCGCAGAAAUAUAAACAAAUACCCGUUUCAAACCUUUUGAACAGUAAGCUAGAGUCUUCAUUUGAAUAUUUUUGA
Messenger RNA from Rotaria sp. Silwood2, 1266 nucleotides. Lineage: Eukaryota; Metazoa; Rotifera; Eurotatoria; Philodinida; Philodinidae. The record is from the annotation of a GenBank genome assembly.